Molecule: messenger RNA, 4655 nt
Organism: Folsomia candida
Lineage: Eukaryota; Metazoa; Arthropoda; Collembola; Entomobryomorpha; Isotomidae
Exons: 8
Coding region: 160-3936 (1258 amino acids)
Source: RefSeq, a predicted model, not a curated record
AACUUUAGGUUCACAACAAAAAUUUCCCAAUUUCAUGAAAUUUUGCAUCCCACCGACCACGACAAAAAAACCACUCCCACACUCACAGGGCUCCCCUCGCAAGAAGACACCCCCCGUGGCUCGCUCAACACCCACACAACACAAUUUCUGAGACUCAUAAUGUCAGCAAUGGAUGUUGGUGACCUGGAUGGAGGUGAAAUCACUUUUGAAAUUGCAGAUGGAACUGAAUUUGUAAUGAACUCUGAAGGACGACACGUCCAAGUCAUCGACUUGGGUGAUUCAGGUAUCAGCCAAGAGGUAGAAGUGGUCACAAUCGAAGCUCCAAUUUCAUCUAGAAACACGACAUUGUCAGCAUCCUCCCAAGGCAGGAAACCCCUUAAACAUCCGACGACAACCUCAAUGAAUUUACAAAGCUUGCUUCGUGGGAAAAGCGCUCCAGCAUUGUUGAGAAAUUCUAGGCGGCUACAGACUGCAGAACAAGUUAAUUAUAUAGGGAAAACAGUUUCUUAUUCCUCCACCGGCAAUAACAAAGGAAAACCGUCUUCGUCUUCUGGAGCAUCGAGGACUUCGUCAUCACGGUCUUCUAUUCAGGUUAAAACCACAAUGUCCUCCAAUUCGUCAAAUCAAAACAACCUUCAGCAUGCAGUUCUUUUGGAUGAGCAUGGCCAACCUACUGAUGAAGUAGUUGUCCUUCAAGCGAAUGAUUCCGGCGAGUAUAAUAUUGUUGAACGUAUGCCAAAAGAGUCAAACAGUGGCCUUGAUUUUGUUAACUUAUCCUCCAUGGAAGGGACCCGAAAUGAAGAUGAUCAACAAGAGUCUAAUUUUCAACAACAUGGACAAACCAUAAUAAUUUGCCAAGACGGUGACGACCAACAUCAGUUUCAACAGUUGGUUGAGGAUGAACACGGGAACUUGAUUCCGGUUGAAAAUGGUAUGCCCUUACAGAUGGAAGACGGAACAAUAUACUAUCACGAUGAUUCUGUAUAUGACUCUUCCACAACGUCAACCAGUUUCUUCUUGACUGACACACGCUCUGUAAAAUCUAAAAAGAAAUCCAGAAAACCGCUACAAGUUAUGAUCGGACCGGAUGGACAACCUUUAAAAAAGAAAGGACAGACAGAACUUAAGUGUAUGGAAAAGGGUUGCUUUAUGACAUGUUACAACGUAGCAGAAUUACGUAAACAUUUGACCAUCAGCCACGGGUUUCACUUUGAUGAAGAAGUAGUUCAGUUCUCCAGCGACAAAGAUUUUAAAACUUGGCGCGAGACGUAUGAGAGAGAACGCAUGGUUAGUUUUAUAUACCGUGGAGGCACUAAAAAGGUUGCGAGAGAUCAGGCCGUUACUUAUUUAGUCUGUCACCGAUCUGGACAUUAUAAGCCAACAAUGAGCAGUGAGACACCAAGAAAAAGAAAAUUAAAACCUCAAGGAAGUUGUAAAAUGGGGGGAUAUUGCACUGCGGGUAUUAAGCUCAUGAAGAAUAUAGAAACUGGAAUCGUAAAGAUGGAAAUUUGUCACUCACACUAUGGUCAUCCGCUGGAUAGUGAUGCCAUACCACAUUUGAGAGUCACUCCUACUUUGCGAAAGGUCAUUCUAACAAAAUUUAAAGCAGGACUUUCGUUUACCGAAGUGUUGGCAUACAUUCACCAUAACCCAGAUCGUCUAGAAGGUUUGCGCCUCGUUGAUCGCAGAGCUGUAAGAAAUAUAUAUGACACUUGGAAGCACCCAAGCCGACGAUCCAGACAAGUUCAAAAAGAUAUUGAUGAGCUGUCCGACACCGUUGACACCCCAUCGAUGAUAAAGAAAAAAACAACAAAUAAGAAUGAUGAUGACCGAGACGAAUCGAUUGAUAAUGACGAAUUUGUUGAAAAACGUGAUGACGAGUCCGAGAGUGAAAUUGAUAUGAAUGAAAUGGAAAAGAAACCAAAGCUUAACAUUAAGACAAAAAUGUCACCAUUGUCAAAAACUAAGCCAAGAAUGUCUGGUACAGUAGAUGAUGAUAACAACGAUGAUGAUGAUGAUGAUGGACCACCUGUCUUGGUCCCUGUUGAAAUCAAAGAAAAGUUUCAAGUUAAUACUGUAAAAGAAACUCGAUCUAUGCGGUCAAACAAGAUGAAACCUCUUUCCCAACAGCCAUCGACAUCUGUUGCCACCCCUGAUACUCCUAAAUCCCAGGGUUCAUAUGGAUUGAGGCCAAAUAGGAAAGUACAAGUAUACAAACACGAAAAAACUAAACGUAAUCGAAAUUCGUCCGAACAUGAUAAAGGUAAUGAUGGACAUGGAGAAGCCGCAGUGGCGAAACCAGCGUUGCCAGCAAAGACUACCAAACGCAGCAUUACUAAAAUAAAUUUAAAAAAGAAUAUCAAAAUUGAGUCGGCUGAAUCGUCGUCAGAUGUUGAAGAGCCUAUAGCUCCCUUACCUCCGAUGAUUAUUAGUGAGGUUUUGGAACAAGCAAUUGAAAAACUAUUGGACCAUGGAGAUUCUGGCCCCACAGUUCUGCUAUACAAACCACUAGGUCGCUCGUCAAAAUAUGGAGAAGUAAAACGGGAACUUCGCAGAAAUGACUUUUGUGUAGUUUUACAAACUCCAGUGCAGAGACAAUUGUUACAAAUGUUUCCAAGUAUCCUCGGGUAUGACACGAUCGCAGCCACAAAAGCCUCCCAUCGACACCUCAAAUUAGCGUUUUUGAUGGUUUUGGACGAGUUUCAUGAACCAAUACCUAUUGCCUGGCUGCUGACGAAUUCCUUGGAUUCUCGCGUAUUAUCAAGCUUCUUUAGAUCACUGAAACGAGAAUGUGGAGACCUUGCAACUAAAUACAUAAUGGCACCAAGAUUUUCAGAGGCUUAUAAAACUUGGUGCACAAUUUUCACUGACACACCCCGUAAUGUUUUAAGUGACGUUGAAGUCCGACGUGACCUGAAAGCCCUGGUGUGGAAUGAAUUUAGCACUGACAGAGGGAGACGUGAGGUUUGGGAACUAGUGGAAUCCUUAAUUAUUGAAAAACGCGUCGACCAUUUAGACAUUAGUCAUUUAGAUGACAAGUUUGAGCCUCUGUUAGAUAAACUUCCUCAUUCUGGUCUGUUCAUGGAGAGAUUGGAAAAAGAAUGGCUAUCCAGAACUCAAGAAUGGACAUUGCAUUACCGCAUUGGUGUUGACGUUAAUCUAAUGGGAGCAUCGAAUGCUUUCAACAAACUGAGAAAAUUUAUUCAUUUCAAGGGAACAAAGAAUAUGGACGAAAAUUUUGAGCAGAUAUUGAAAAUUGGAUAUGACAAAUGCUUUCUGAGGUCAAAACGAAUGUUUAAAGGAGAUCAAAAAUUCAGCCGAUAUCUUGACAAAAUUACAGAAUAUCAUACAAAAUCUCGUAAAUUGCCAAAUGCUUCAGUGAUUAUCGAACCCGGUGUAGAGGAUACGUGGAUUGUUUCCGUUGGAGAAAAUUCAAAAUUUACUGUAUCGUACAUCAACAGUCCAUGUGAUUGCAAGCUGAUUUGCAGACAUUGUAAAGUUUGUCAACACAUGUACGCUUGCACAUGUACAGAAAAUACAAUCUCAAACAUAAUGUGUGAACAUAUUCAUCUUGCCCAUUCUGAACGAUAUAACAUUGUAGACGAGCCAGAGCUGAUUACAGGAGAUGUUUAUCCCGAUGCAGAAUUCAAUUCGGCAUUUGGAAAAAUCGAAACUUCUGGAACGGAACAAAAUCCUGGCGCAGUCAUUAAUAUUGAAGCCGUCCUGAAAGCUGCAGGCUUAUUUCACCGAUCGGACGGAUUGCAACCGGAUCAAAUUGUCUCCAUAACGGACGCAGACACACACACUAUAAUUUAUGAGAAUAAUGCAACUAGUAGUGGUGAUACUGAAAUAUGUCAAAUUAUGGUAGACCAUCGUCAAUUACAAGACAUAUCGUCUGGAAUUAUCGAUACGACGGAGGAGGAUUCCCAAAAUUAAGAAAUAUAAUUUAAUAGUUAGUUAUAUAUAUAUAGCAAUAUGUUUAAAAGCUCAAAAUUGGGGGGUCAUGACUCAUAUGAGGUGAGUAGGGUUGGUACAGAUCAUUGUUUGGGGGUUAGUGACUCAAACUGGGUUUAAAAAAUUGGCAUGAUGAUAUUAGUUGAUUUGUAAAAUAUCUAACAAUAGAAAUUCAAAAUGUUAAUGUUGAAAAAUAAAGCACUUGGUUCGGUUUUUUUAAGUUUCAUAUAAAUUUAAAUUUAAAUCAUGUUUGACAUUUUUUUGCCCUGAGCGUCAGUCUAUUUGAAGGGGGUUACACACAAUGAAGACUUAUUCUUUGAUAAAUUUGAUAAAUACAGUAAACCCUGACAAGGGCUUUAUGAACGUUUAACAAUAUGAACGAUAAAGGACGUUUAAUAUUUGUCGCCAAUUGAAUAUGCUACUCCAUCUCCAUGAUAGGAAAAUUAUGUGAAAUCAUGGAGUAUAAAUAAUUUGUAAGAAUGUAUAUUAUGCUAUAUUUAUAACGCAGACUAAAUUUAUAUUGAGACCAUUCGUAUGAAAACUAACAAAUAAUUUAACGCUUUCGGAUUACUUAUCAUGUGUAUAUUCUCGUCUUUACUGAUAUUGUACAAUUUUAUUAUGCAUUUGUCGCGUUACCAUGAUACAAACCGUAUUUAAAGUAUUUAUGUUUAAUAAAAAAAAUAGCCACUUCUAAACUCAAA